This is a messenger RNA of Stomoxys calcitrans (stable fly), 955 nucleotides long. RefSeq lists its product as uncharacterized. The transcript has 2 exons. Lineage: Eukaryota; Metazoa; Arthropoda; Insecta; Diptera; Muscidae. The coding region runs from base 55 to 903 and encodes 282 amino acids. The record is from RefSeq and is a predicted model, not a curated record.
AUUAUUUAUUGUAUUGGCAACCCUCAUGCACUUUUAUAUCUCAAAACAUACGACAUGAAUUUGGUCAAACUUAUUGAAGCGGUAAAAAAACAUAAGAAUAUUUACAAAAAUUUAAGUGACACUGGAGCACGUAGUUGUACCAAGGAUUGGCAAAUAGUUGCCAAAGAUUUACAAAAUGCAAUGAAUUGCGACGUUACAGCAGCCGAAGCACAAGAUCAAUGGAAUGGCGUAUUAUUGGCCUAUUACGAAUAUUUGCGAGGUAAUCAAGAUUUUGCUUUGGCCAAGCAUAUGGACUUUUUGCAACCAUAUUUGUUUACCAUGAUAGACGAUCACAUUAACGAAGAAGAGCUAACAAAUAUUGUAGAAGACGAAGAAAAUGUCAACAGCACGCAUACUAACAAAGAACCAAAAGAUGAGACUGAGGGGUACGAUGGCAAUGAAACGGGUGAUUUAGCCCAAACGAUCCGUAAAGACCCCUUAAAUGAUAUUCUUAUAAAGCACCAGAUAGUACAGCCAAUGGAAGAACGAGUUGAAAAACCAAAAGACAGUGCUAAAAAUGACAUAGUUAUCACCGAAUCUUCAGCUGAAGAUUCUGAAAAAGGUGUACUUCUUCCUUCCGACAAAGCAUCUGCAGCACAGCAACAACAGACUGAUGUAAAUACUGAAAAAGCUAAAGACACAAUUGAAAAGCCAUCAGUGUAUCCAGAGAAAAUAAUCGCUGCACCAAGAAAUACAUCAUCUCAAAACGAUUCUUCCUUCAGCAAUUUAAGCUCGAUGGAAUUAAUAUUCUUAGGCUAUGCCAAACAAUUACAGAAAAUGCCUUUAAAGCUUCAAUUGAAGACAAAGCGUAAAAUUGCUGAUAUUAUGGAAGAUGCAGAGCUAGCAAUGAUGGAAGAGGCAUAGUAAACAAAUUGUAUUGUGUAUGAACUUAAGAAAAAAAGCUAAAAUCGAUAAA